AUGGAGCUAAGUAGCAAAAAGAUAAGGAUUACUGGUGCAUGUAUUGGGGUAGGACUUAUGGUUGUGUUUAGUGGGUGGUUGGUAUAUCGUUUACGGCCAUGGUACACUUCAACAACUCUGCCUCAACCAUCUCAACCAUCUCAACUUCCUCUACCAAAUGAGCCAAUUCAAUCUUCGCAGCCAAGCCCGUCCUCUCAAUCAAGUACUCUUCAAUUAAAUAUGACCUCGCCCGAAGCCGGUGAAUCAGAUGAUGUGAGCAUAGAGCUAACACCUCAGGGUUACAUAAAGGUUAUGUGGAUACAUAGACAAGAGCUAAUUCAGCAAAAUGAUACAACCCCGCUAGACUCAAUUGCUAUGAUGAAGCAGGCCCAGGAGAAUAUAGGUCUCGUCUUUGCGUUUAUUCCUUUCUGCAUAGACCAUGAGCGUAUCCAACAUGAGUUUUUCCUGCCGAUGGUUAAUCUCCGUGAUGAUAUUACCUAUUCGAGCGAGAAAGAGCAACUUGCUCGGACCUUUAAUACACUAGUAGCCGGUACAAAGUCUUGGCCAUUAUCUGACGGGUUUUCUUUCUUAAAUGAGAAAUAUCGUCCUAUCUGGUGCCAUAUUCUUGGUUACUUCCCCAACAUUUACUUGCACCUAGCCCAAUAUCUAACUAAUGAUGAGGUGAAGAGCCUUCAGAGCCAACUAGAUCUACAUGCUAGCCUUGGGCCAUUUGAAAAAGACGAUGAAAAUGACAUCUUAACACCCCUGCCAGUUAGGAAUUUUGUUUGGGCUGUUGCUAAGCACGUUAAUCUGGGCGGAUUUAGUGACAAGUGUGAAUCGAUUUUCUAUAAGAUAAAAGAGUUCAAGUCAAAUCAAACCCACUUAAAGGAGAUGAAAGAUUUAUACUAUCUUGAAGCUCUUCUGUUUUCGAUCGAUGUGUUCUCGUAUUUAGCGCCGAUUGAGAAAGGACUUAGGGAUGAGAUUGGGCUGGUAUUAAAUGAACUUGAAGACGCGGUUGAUAUUGCCCAUGCGUCCACUAAUAUAGAAACAGCUAGUACGGACUUUAAGAGCUAUUUUGACGACCAUACUUCAGCUCUUAUUAAUGUGACCGAGAAGUGUCUUUCAUUCCUCCAGGCAAUAAUUGACGCGGCCUCGCCCGUUUGGACUUAUUCUAAGGUUUUCCAUGACGAUGGACUGGAUAACCCAGAAGAUGUUGUUGCCUCGGGAAUAUUGUGGAAUACUUUGAAUCCGGAUAAUCUUAUUGGCAGCAUUAUACUAUGCCAUGGUCAAAUAGUUGACUAUUAUGGUCGUGCCUUUUCUAAAUAUCAGGAAUGUGCGCAGUAUUUACGAGAGGCACCCAUCAGCAGCUCAUCUACAUCUAGUCCAUAUGAAUCAGCAGAGGAAGCUCAAAGUGAAUCUCAAGCUAUCGAGCCCGUUGUCUGA
This is a messenger RNA of Nematocida homosporus, 1422 nucleotides long. RefSeq lists its product as uncharacterized. The transcript has a single exon. Bases 1 to 1422 code for a protein of 473 amino acids. NCBI's taxonomy places the organism in Eukaryota, Fungi, Microsporidia. The record is from RefSeq and is a predicted model, not a curated record.